AUGAAGUUAGAGCUUACCAGACUAAGAGCAAAAUAUGGUAAUGAAACAACAAAUACUACAACGCAAACGACGAAAGCUGACAGAAAGAUUGAUGACACUCCUACUCCAACUCCAACUCCAUCUCCAAAGAAAGAAACUCCAACACCAACUCCUGCAUUGGCGAACAUCACAACAAUUGCUCCAAGAGUUCCAACAGGAGAAGGUAUAUCAGGAAAUGUUUCAACUACUCAUAACAUUACUGGAGCAGCUAAUGUUUCAGCAGUUGAGCAACCUGUUGUUAAUGUAACUCAGGAAAACGCUACUGAAACAUCAACACCAAGACAGGAUGUAAAGAAUGAACGUCCAGAAGUUAAGGAGGUUGCAAAAGCAUACCUGGAGAAAAAUACUACACAAGUUCUUGAAGCAGAAAAGCAUCUCAAUUCAGACAAAACUCCAACACCAACUCCUGAAGCAACUCCAACACCAUCUCCAACUCCUGAAGCAUCAGUUCCUCCAGCAAUUGGUGGAAAUAUACCUUCAGUACCAUGGCAGAAAUUUUAUGGAUUGUUUAAAGGAGCGAAUAAGGUAAUGGAUGCUGCUGAGAAUCUCCAAAAGUUCAAGAAUGAA
Trichomonas vaginalis G3 is the source of this 606-nucleotide messenger RNA. Its product is annotated as microtubule-associated protein family. Lineage: Eukaryota; Parabasalia; Trichomonadida; Trichomonadidae. The transcript has a single exon. The record is from RefSeq and is a predicted model, not a curated record. The annotation marks the transcript as partial.